CCCCAAAUUUUUUUUUUCAUCACACUAUAAAGGCAAAAUAAAUAUCCCGCUAUCCCAGAAAAACCCAAAAUCUGUGAUUAUGUACGCAUUGAUGUCGCACCUCUGGGGGCAUGCUUAAUUGGAAGAGAGCUAGGGUUUCUUCAGCUGAUUGAUUGAUUUCCCUGUUCGAAUGGUUCAGAGUUUAGGGUUCGUUUGAUGAUUGAGUUAUGGCAUUCGUUUACAUACCGGUGCAGAAUUCAGAGGAGGAGGUGAGAGUGGCGCUUGAUCAACUCCCCCGCGACGCUACCGAUAUUCUCGACAUUCUCAAGGCGGAGCAAGCUCCACUCGAUCUCUGGCUCAUAAUCGCUAGGGAGUACUUCAAACAAGGCAAAAUAGAACAAUUUAGACAGAUAUUAGAAGAAGGAUCCAGUCCUGAAAUUGAUGAUUAUUAUGCAGAUGUAAAAUAUGAAAGGAUCUCCAUUCUAAAUGCUUUGGGGGCAUAUUACAGCUACCUUGGGAAAAUUGGGACUAAACAAAGAGAAAAGGAAGACUAUUUUAUACAGGCCACGAAGUACUAUAAUAAGGCAUCAAGGAUUGACUCGCAUGAGCCUUCAACCUGGAUAGGGAAAGGCCAGCUUUUACUGGCAAAGGGAGAUGUUGAGCAGGCAUUUAAUGCCUUCAAAAUUGUAUUAGAUGGAGACCGUGAUAAUGUCCCUGCGCUUCUUGGUCAGGCAUGCAUUCACUUUAGCCGUGGUCGAUUUUCUGAUUCAUUGGAGUUGUACAAGAGAGCAUUGCAAGUCCAUCCUUGGGCUCCCUCUGUAAGAAUUGGCAUAGCUCUCUGCCAUUACAAAUUGGGUCGUUUUGAAAAGGCAAAGCAAGCAUUUUAUCGUAUUCUACAGUUAGAUCCAGACAAUGUUGAAGCUCUUCUAGCUCUUGGAAUUUCAGAUUUGCAAAGUAAUGAAGCUGUUGGUAUCAGGAACGGCAUGGAAAAGAUGCAGGCAGCUUUUGAGAUUUACCCUUACUGUGCAACAGCAUUAAAUUAUCUUGCUAAUCAUUUCUUCUUCACUGGCCAACAUUUCUUAGUUGAGCAACUCACUGAAACUGCACUUGCUGUAACUAUGCAUGGCCCAACAAAGGCACAUUCUUACUACAAUUUGGCUCGCUCUUACCACAGCAAGGGGGACUAUGAAAAGGCAGGAAUGUACUAUAUGGCAUCUGUUAAAGAAAGCAACAACGCGGACGAGUUUGUAUUACCUUAUUAUGGUUUGGGACAGGUCCAACUUAAAUUAGGAGACCUACGAAGUGCUUUGACCAAUUUUGCAAGAGUCCUGGAGGUUCAACCAGAAAAUUGCGAGACACUGAAAGCUCUUGGACAUAUUUAUAUUCAGCUUGACCAGAAUGAGAAGGCCCAAGAACUAUUUAGGAAAGCCUCCAAAAUUGAUCCUCGAGAUCCUCAGGCAUUUCUUGAUCUCGGUGAUAUGUUAAUAUCAACAGAUAUUGCUGCUGCUUUAGAUGCCUUUAAAACUGCUCGUAAUCUACUGAAAAAGGAGAAUGAGGAAGUACCUCUAGAUCUGCUUAACAAUAUUGGCGUUCUUCAUUUAGAAAGAGGAGAAUUUGAGCUUGCCAGCGAAGCAUUUAAGGAAGCUCUAGGAGCUGGGAUUUGGUGCAAUUUUUUUGACGCCGAAGGGGAUUCCAUUUUAAACAUGGCACAACCAGAUGUUAAAGGAGUCCGAGCUAAUUUAAUAAACAGUGCACAAUACCCUGUUGAUGCCAGCGCAAGUAUUCAUCAGUAUAAGGACUUACAGUUAUUCCAUCGGCUUGAGGAUCAGGGCCUAUCGAUGGAAAUUCCUUGGAGUAAAGUUUCGACAUUAUUCAAUUUAGGUAGAGUGUUCGAGCAGAUGCAUAACACUGAAUCAGCUAGCAUGCUAUACCGCCUGAUAUUAUUUAAGUAUCCAGACUACACAGAUGCUUAUUUGAGGCUUGCUGCCAUUGCAAAAGCUCGAAACAAUGUCCAAAUUUGUCUCGAACUGAUUGGUGAUGCCCUGAAGGUGGAUGAGAAGUGCCCCGAUGCUUUGUUAAUGCUUGGUGACUUGGAGCUUAAGAAUGAUGACUGGGUCAAGGCGAAAGAAACUUUCGUGGCAGCUAAGAACUCAACUGAUGCAAAAGAUUCUUAUGCUGCAGUUUGUCUGGGCAAUUGGAACUACUUUGCGGCAAAUCGCAAUGAGAAAAGAGCUCCCAAGUUGGAAGCUACACAUUACGAAAAGGCCAAGGAACUGUAUACAAAAGUUCUGCUGCAGCAAUCUGCUAACCUCUAUGCCGCCAAUGGUGCUGGUAUGGUAUUUGCAGAAAAAGGUCAAUUUGAUAUAGCUAAGGAUCUGUUUACACAGGUUCAAGAAGCUGCAAGUGGAAGUUCUAAUGUCCAGAUGCCAGAUGUGUGGAUUAACCUUGCUCAUGUUCACUUUGCUCAAGGCAAUUUUGCAUUAGCUGUGAAAAUGUAUCAGAACUGUUUGCGCAAGUUCUACUAUAAUAAUGACAGUCAAGUGCUUCUGUAUUUAUCACGUACACAUUACGAAGCUGAACAGUGGCAAGACUGUAAAAAGACUUUACUAAGAGCUAUCCAUUUGGCUCCUUCCAAUUACACAUUGAAGUUUGAUGUAGGAGUUGCUCUACAGAAGUUUUCAGCGUCAACACUUCAAAAGACAAAAAGGACUGUGGAUGAGGUACGAGCUACAGUAGCAGAACUCAAGAACGCUGUUCGUUUGUUCACUUUGCUGUCGACAGCCUCAAACCUUCACUUUCAUGGGUUUGAUGAGAAGAAGAUUGAAACUCAUGUUGCAUAUUGCAAGCACUUGCUUGAAGCAGCAACUGUACACUGUGACCUUGCUGAGCGCGAAGAGAUGCAGAAUAUCCAAAGAAUGGAGGUCAUGCGUCAGAUGGAGAUGGCCGAGGAAUCCCGCAAAAAGGCAGAAGAGCAGCGGAAAGUUCAGAUGGAGAGAAGAAAACAGGAGGAUGAACUGAAGCAAGUUAUGCAACAAGAGAAGCAUUUGGACCGCAUCAAAGAACAAUGGAAGAGUAGCUCUUCUGCUCCAAAGCGCAAAGAAAAACCACAGACUGAAGACGAGGAGGGUGGACACAGUGAAAAAAGGAGGAGGAAAGGGGGAAAACGGAGGAGGAGGGACAAGAAACCACGCUAUGAAUCUGAGGAAGUCGAAGCUGAGGUGGAAGAUCAAGAUGAUUUGGAGUACGACGACACCAAUCUGGGCUACAGAGAGGAGCAAUAUAAUGAUACAAAUGACGUGGAAGAUAAAGAAGACGUUCCCCAGGAUCUUCUUGCAGCAGCUGGCCUUGAAGAUUCUGAUGCUGACGAUACUGCUGCUGAUGCGCCUUCAAGUAUGAGUCGACGAAAGGCGGCUUGGUCAGAAUCAGAUGAAGAGGAAGAGCCAUUGCAGAGGGAGGCAGAGCCAGAUCAGACGGUGGAUAUGCAGGAGAGUGAUGGAGAAGUGAACGGAGAUGGUGGUGCUGAUGACGAAGAAUGAAAAACUCCCUUUUCGGUUGAGUUUCUUCUGAAGCCAUUCAUAUAUAUAAAGUUAGAACUGGUGCCUGCACAAGCUCAAGCCCACAGCCCUUUUGAUGUAGUGAAGUAACAACACACAUAAUAGUGCAAUCUUUCCAUAUGUUGUCAGAAUUUACAUGUACUUGAUCAAAGUUUGAUGCAUGGACUUGAAUUUGGAGAGAGAGAGUAUAUUUUCUAGGAAUUAAUUGGAAGGUUUUUUUUUUUUUUAA
This is a messenger RNA of Erythranthe guttata (spotted monkey flower), 3762 nucleotides long. RefSeq names its product binding protein (gene ELF8). Gene Ontology annotation, biological process: transcription elongation by RNA polymerase II; regulation of DNA-templated transcription. Gene Ontology annotation, molecular function: RNA polymerase II complex binding. The record is from RefSeq and is a predicted model, not a curated record. NCBI's taxonomy places the organism in Eukaryota, Viridiplantae, Streptophyta, Magnoliopsida, Lamiales, Phrymaceae. Gene Ontology annotation, cellular component: Cdc73/Paf1 complex.